Pelmatolapia mariae (spotted tilapia) is the source of this 4649-nucleotide messenger RNA. Its product is annotated as gastrula zinc finger protein XlCGF57.1-like. Gene Ontology annotation, biological process: regulation of transcription by RNA polymerase II. NCBI's taxonomy places the organism in Eukaryota, Metazoa, Chordata, Actinopteri, Cichliformes, Cichlidae. Bases 145 to 2004 code for a protein of 619 amino acids. The record is from RefSeq and is a predicted model, not a curated record. Gene Ontology annotation, molecular function: RNA polymerase II cis-regulatory region sequence-specific DNA binding; DNA-binding transcription factor activity, RNA polymerase II-specific. The transcript has 3 exons. Gene Ontology annotation, cellular component: chromatin; PcG protein complex; transcription regulator complex.
UUUCAGAGAGUUUGUCAACAUUAGAGACUACCGGUGGUUAACAAUCGAUCGUGCGGUAUGAGGGGAAGAUCAACCAUCAGAGCAGACUGCAGGAUAUAAAGAAAGCUGAGAUAGAGUGAGACAUAACAGACCUCCCACAACAAAAUGAAUUGUGAGAAAGAGGAGGGUCUGGAUGACCAGGAGAGGAACAACAGCCUGGACCAAAAGAACCCAGAUCCUCCUCCGAUUAAAGAGGAAAAGAAGGAACUCUGCAUCAGUCGAGAGGGAGAGCAGCUUGUAGUGAAGCAGGAAGCUGAAGACAUCAUCGUCUGGACCAGGGAAGAACAGCUCAGACUCCUGGAUAACAUGUGGAAACCAGAAAUAAACUUACGCAGCACAGAUUUCCCACAACAGCAUGACUGUAAAGAGGAGGUUCUCACAGACAAGCAGGUCUUUAAUCAAGAGAUAAACUCAAGUAUAAACCAGGAUGACCCUUCACAGAUGAAAGAGGAACAGAAGGAACUCUGGACCAGUCAAAAGGGAGAGCAUCUUGUACUGAAGCAGAAAGAAAGCAAGCAUGUGGACUCAACUAGAAAUGCAGAGCUGAAGAAAAGACCUCAAAUAAACAGAAAUAAGCACCUGUCGCAGGCCCGGCAUAAAUCUGAAACAUGUGAAAACUCUGUAAAAUGUGACAUUUGUGGAAAAACCUUUUACUAUAAAUCCUCUUUGACAAGACAUCUAAGAGUUCAUAAAGGUGAGAGGCCACAUUCUUGCAGCACCUGUGGGAGAGGAUUCAGUCAGAUGAUAAACUUGAAAAGUCACAUGAGAGUCCACACAGGUGAGAAGCCAUAUUGUUGUAGCACCUGUGGGAAAACAUUUAGUUUCUCAUCACCCUUCAGAAGCCACCUUAGAAUUCACACAGGUGAAAAGCCACAUUUGUGUGGCACUUGUGGAAAAAAAUUCUACAAGAAAUCAGACUUGGAAAGUCAUAUAAAAGUUCACUCGGAUGAAAAGCCCCAUUCUUGUAGCAUGUGUGGUAAAAGAUUCAAGCAUAUGAUAAACUUGAAAGUUCACAUGAGAAUUCACACAGGUGAGAAGCCUUAUUCUUGUAGGAUCUGUGGGAGCAGCUUCAGAAAGAAAUCAUCACUGGAAUGUCACGUAAGGAGUCACACAGGCGAGAAACCAUUUGCUUGCAGCAUCUGUGGGAAAGGAUUCACCCAGACACCAAAUUUAAAAAUUCACAUGAGAAUCCAUACAGGUGAGAAACCAUAUUUAUGUAGCACAUGUGGGAAAAGCUUUAUUAGCUCAUCAGAGUGCAAAAAACACAUGAGAAUCCACACGGGGGAAAAACCAUAUUCUUGUAGCACAUGUGCGAAAAAAUUCACUUAUAAAUCAGGACUAGAAACUCACACGAAAAUUCACACAGGUGAGAAGCCUCAUUCUUGUAGCACCUGUGGGAAAAGCUACGCUACGAUGGUAUACUUGAAAAUUCACAUGAGAAUACACACAGGUGAGAGGCCAUAUUGUUGUACUACAUGUGGAAGAAGAUUUAGUAAUUUAACAGGAUUCAAAAAUCACAUGAAAAUUCACUCAGGUGAGAAGCGACAUGUUUGUAGCACCUGCGGGAAAGGAUUCAUUCAGCUACAAAACCUGAAAAGGCAUAUGAGAACUCACACAGGUGAGAGGCCAUUUUCUUGUACCACCUGUGGGAAAGGAUUUUGUGGCCUGUCCGGUUUAAAAAGACAUAUGACAGUACACACAGGUGAGAGGCCGUAUUCUUGCAGCACCUGUGGGAAAUCAUUUAGAGAAUUAUCAACAUUGAAAACUCACAUGCGAAUUCACACAGGUGAGAAGCCAUAUUCGUGUGGCACCUGCGGGAAAAGUUUCAUUCAGUUAGCACAGUUGCAAAAUCACCUGCGAAUUCACACAGGCGAGAAGCCAUAUUUGUGUAGUACUUGUGGGAAAAGAUUCCGUAAUGUUACGAACAUGAAAUCUCAUAUGACAAUUCACAUGACCACUGGUUAAAAGUUUCCUGAUUAAGAAAUGUGUCGGUGUAGCAUGUGUGUUAAUAUUAGAGCCAGCGAUGACAGUGCAAAUCACACCUGUGGGAUAAAAUAUGAUUAUCCCACAGGUAUUAUACGCUCAAUACGGCAUAUAUUUAUUUUCCACAAUAACUAACUGUAACAAUUGUUUAUUCUAUUAAUUGUCUUAUUGAUGCAGGGGAAACUCUGGUUUUAUAUUUGUCUGAAUUCAUAUUUUUAUUGUUUUAGGCUGUAGAGGUGACAAGCGCAAGUUGUAGAUAAACUUGUUCCACUAAACAGCUUUGUUAUAGAGAAAGAAGCUUAGAUAAGUUUGGUUUUUUGUCACUUGUCGCUUAUUAUGGCAAAUAUUUAAUUUCUCUGUUGUUCAGAGGUUUCACUGCACAAUAUUAAAAGCAGGGAAGUGUCACACAGAAGACACAAAUAUAUCAUGAACUUGAGGAACUUGAUGUUCAUUUUCAUGAAAAUUUAACUUCAGAAGAUGCUGAAGGGUUUUGAGUUUUAUAAGGUUUAAAUAAAGAUGUAUUUUAAACUCAUGACUUUUUUCUGAGUUGUAAAGUGAAGUCCCUACAAUAAUAGAGAGAAAACGCCAACAGUCACACGUCCUUCUAUAAACAAGAACUUGGUGUAAGUGGGAAGGAAAAACUCUUUACCUUAAAAAAUUGUGGCACUACAUGCAGUGGUGCCAACAUUAGCCAUGUUAGCAUGUUACCGUUAACAGGUGGUCAGGCUGUCCACAGGCAAAGACUCUGAGAUUUGGCUCUCCAUUUCACAGCAGAGUCCUUUCGCAUUCUUCACAUAUCCGUGUUGGGUAGAGUGUAGAAACAGCCACUGAAUCGCAUUUGUCAAAUGAGGUUUUUUUUGAGAGUUUAAUUCUUUUUUUGUGAAAUCCAUUUUCGAUUUGACGUAUUUAUCAGUGGAUUAAUCAAUCAUUUUGAAAUAUUGAUUUAUAAAUACUGUUUUUAUUUAAAAUGUAAUUAUUAAAAAAUAAGUUACUUUUGUAAUGUUUAAAUAAAUAAAAUAAUUAAAAAAAAUAAAUUCGUAACUGAAUUUGCAAAUGCAUUUUAUUGCAUUAACAAUUCAAAAUUGCAGCAUAAAAAUUUUUUGGGGUGUGUGUGGCUCUUGUGGUCCUCCAUAGUCAUGUUGCUCAAAUUACUUGAUCAGAGAUUCAUCCAGGAAUCAUCUUGAUCGCAAUCAACCAAUAACUCGAGUAAUGUGACUCCACUAAGUUGGUUGAGUGUGUGUCUUUAUUCUGGUCCUUGAUUUUGUAAACUUUCUAUUUCUUUUUGUCAAAAUGUUGGCCUUAGUUCCAUGUUUUUCCGUUAAUCAACAAGGUUUAAAAUGGCUUUAGGUUAACCAAACAGGAAAAUAUCCACUUUGGGGUUUUCCCAUUAAUCCAGACAAAGGGUUGUUUUUUUCUGGUCAGUGAACUGUAACUUUGUUUCUUUAUGAAUAAACUGUAACACCUGGAACUUGUCUGAGUUAACCAGAGCUGCAAGUAAUGUUUUCUUUUACACUUGGGUUUGUUUAAUAUAUAUGUAUAUUAAAGCACUUAAGUGUUGUUUUUUUCCUGUUGUGUUGUAAUUGAUAAUUUGUGCUUGAUGAGUUGCGCAAAUGUAGGCUUCAUUGAUCUUUCAGAGUACAGCUUGGGAAUAUGUCUUCAAAUCAAAAUCAUGAUCAAUGAACAUUUUACCAUGAUUAUGAGUAACCCUUUCAUGCAUGAAUUAUGACAACCUCAAUCUGGAUUUUUUUUCUUAAGUAUUUUCACUCAUCUUUAGGCAUGAAAAAAAGAUUUUUGAACUUCAUUUUUUAAACAUGUACUUUUCAAAGUUUUUUUCAUGUCCAUUUAGGUGGACAACAUCACCUUUGGAGUGGGUGGCAGGUAUGGAGUGACACAUCAGUGUCCAAUGUAGUGGUUUAAGUAUACCAUUAACACUGACACAAAUACAAGAAAAGAGCCUUUGAAUAGCUGUCCACUGUAGUGACCACUAUGCGUGAAAGCAUUAAUGAACAAUUUUUACAUAUAUAUAAAAUACAUCUCAUAGAUAUAAUAUUGUUCUUGCCCUCACUAAAUAUAUACUUUAAAUAUGCUAGUAAAGCUUAGAUUUUCUUUCCAUAUUUUGAUGAUAGUAUUACUCUUGGUCACUGAAACAAUUUUUCUCCCAGUUUCCCGUUUUCUUCUAUUUGUUUGAGUCUUGAAAGGGUUUGAACUGCAGGAGGGGAGGGCUUCUGUGGACACACACACACACACACACACACACACACACACACACUGCGCCUGAGAUUACAAUUAAGAACAUCCCCUAUUAGUGACGAAAAAGAGCCAACAGGAGAAAAAAAAACUUAAUAGUGACUUUCUGUCAGGGCAAGCAAAGCAGGCACUACAUGCCCAAACACAUAUUAUCUAAAAUCUGAGUGGCCACAAUCUCUCUUCUUGCAUCUCAAACAGCAUUCUGUCAUAAAGCAUCUUGCCUAUUUGCAUACUUUAAAUUACUGCCAUCUUGUGACAGUGAUCAGUUUUUCAGUUGGUCAAGUUGAUCUUCGUUCAACGAGUUUACUUUGACAUUAACCUCCUAGGACCUGGCGUCCACAUAUGUGGACAUUACAUUUUGGGUUAUUUAGACCAAAAUA